Messenger RNA from Cryphonectria parasitica EP155, 294 nucleotides. RefSeq lists its product as uncharacterized. NCBI's taxonomy places the organism in Eukaryota, Fungi, Ascomycota, Sordariomycetes, Diaporthales, Cryphonectriaceae. The record is from RefSeq and is a predicted model, not a curated record. The annotation marks the transcript as partial. The transcript has a single exon.
AUGGCCGGUGCAGGACAACAAGGCGAACAGUCGCUGUCGUCGUCGUGGUCAACGUCUGCUGCUGCUACUACUGCUACUGCACAACCGCCGGGCCCGUCUCUGACGUCAACUUCCGACCCGGUUCUCGCGACGAACACCGCCGGCAGCCCUCCUCGUCCUCCUCCUUUCACGAGCUCGACACAGCCGACGCUGCAGCUGCGGAGAACCAGCAGUGGGGCUAAUAAACACAACGUCACGGGCGCGAGGCUGCCACGGCGUCUUACCGCCCAGGAGAGGCUGGACGGUAUACUAGAG